CAUUUCAUGGAAGCUUUCAUAUCUGCUCCCUCCAGUCCGAUGUGUAACGCGAAAAGCAAGUCAUAAGCAGAUAUUUCCUCGCCAAUCAUCGCGCAUUCACCAUGGCAAUCCACAUCAUUUCGAAAUUUUUUUUCUUCCUGGUGUUGGGCUUCGCCGUGGGCUCUUCGGUGAUCCAGCGGCGGGACAAAGAGUGGAAGUCUUUGCUUGACGACAUGAUGAGGAAAGACAUGGAGCUGGACCAGUCCAGCACCAGAAAAGCUUCCGAAAACCUUCUAAUCACCCUGGUAUCAUCUCUUCUUUACAUUUACUUGAUUUUGACGGUGUACUACCUCAUGCUGCUCGACACCCAGGACCCCUUCGCACGUGUGAUUUCCUGCUUUGCGAAAUUUAUGAUUGUGCUUACGUCGAUGGUCCACCUGACUACCAAGUAUUUGCUUCCGAGGAGAGAAAUGUUCGGGAUGAUCAAUCGGCUUACAAUUUGUCUCUUCAUUUUAUCGACUUUACAGAUUCUCCACUUGGGUGCCUGCCUGUACCUUAACUACUUUACCUUCCCGAACAUUCCGGAAAUAAUUAGAAAAUACUGGAGAAAAUUCCGCGCCUUGCUUGAAAAGAAAACUCCACAACCUCCGCAAAUUGAACUCGAACUUCAGGACACACCCGUUUAAUUUUGUUAUUUUUUAAGACAGUUUUAUAUUAUUACUUACGUACUUAUAAAUGUGAUAAAAUUAUAUGAAAUAUACUAUUACAAUUAGUAUUCCAGUUG
Messenger RNA from Tribolium castaneum (red flour beetle), 763 nucleotides. RefSeq lists its product as uncharacterized. The transcript has 3 exons. NCBI's taxonomy places the organism in Eukaryota, Metazoa, Arthropoda, Insecta, Coleoptera, Tenebrionidae. The record is from RefSeq and is a predicted model, not a curated record. Bases 102 to 665 code for a protein of 187 amino acids.